Messenger RNA from Cucurbita moschata (crookneck pumpkin), 1420 nucleotides. RefSeq lists its product as uncharacterized. The transcript has a single exon. The coding region runs from base 187 to 1134 and encodes 315 amino acids. Lineage: Eukaryota; Viridiplantae; Streptophyta; Magnoliopsida; Cucurbitales; Cucurbitaceae. The record is from RefSeq and is a predicted model, not a curated record.
UCCCCCUCCCUCCCCGUCCUCUCGCUAACCUCCUUCUUCUCCUCCUUUAACCCUCAGAAUUUCUCUCCACAAAAAACCCUAACCUUCCCUUUCUCACAUUCCCCCAAAAUCCAGCCUCAAUCCCGGUUGAAUGAAUCUUCUCCGCCGCCGCCUCCUCCUCCAUGCAAGCUUUUCCCUCUCCCAACCAUGCCUUUUAGCCGCUCAAUGCGCUCCCAUUCCCUCACCAAUCCGCCUCCAUUAGCCGAGAGAAUCACCGAAGAGCCAAUCACCAACAAAACCGCUCAGAGUACCGUCACCUGCUUCUACCAGGCCAGCAUCUCCGGAUUCUGGCGCAACGUCACCGUCCUCUGGUGCAAGAAUUUGAUGAAUCAUACUCUAACCAUCACAAUCUCAACUCUCGAAGGCGAUUUCCAUUGUAAUUACAAGAUCGACAUCAAGCCUUGGCAAUUUUGGAGCAAAAAAGGUUUCAAAUCCCUAGAAUUAGACGGUAAUCAAAUCGAUAUCUAUUGGGAUGUCCGUUCCGCCAAAUUCUCCACCGGUCCUGAGCCUUGCUCUGAUUUCUACGUCGCCUUGGUUGCUGAUGAGGAGGUCGUAUUGCUCUUAGGCGAUUACAAGAAAAAGGCUUACAAACGGACGAAAUCGAGACCUGCGCUUGUGGAAGCACUUUUGAUUUACAAGAAGGAGAACGUUUUCGCGAAGAAAUGCUUCGCUACGAGAGCGAGAUUCGACGAACGCCGGAAGGAAUGCGACAUUGUGGUGGAGAUUUCCGCUUCCGGUGCGAAAGAUCCCGAGAUGUGGAUCAGUAUCGAUGGGGUUGUAAUGGUUCAGGUCAAGAAUUUGCAGUGGAAAUUCCGGGGCAAUCAGACGGUUGUGGUUAACAAGCAGUCGGUUCAAGUCCUGUGGGACGUUCACGAUUGGCUGUUUAGUACUCCGGGUACGGGUCAUGGGUUGUUCAUUUUCAAACCCGGCCCACCCGAGUAUGAGAGCGAUAAGGAAGGCAGCGGCCGCGGCGUCGGCGUCGGCGGUGGUCCGGAGGGGAGCGAGGACGGCAGUGUUUAUUACUCGACUCGGAGCAUGAACUCGUCUCACCUGGCGGAUUUCUGCCUUUUUCUUUACGCCUGGAAAUUGGAAUGAUUAAUUUAAAAAAUAAUAAUCAAACAAAAAAAAAGAAAAGAAAAGAAAAGAAAUUCAAAAUUCCGAAACUAGAGAUUGCACGUACUAAUUAAUUAAUUAAUUAAUUGAUUGAUUGAUUAAUUAAAGUAUUGUGCAUGUCACGUGACUUCUCCGUAUAUAUGUACGUAUGUAUGUAUAUAUUGACAUGUUGACCAUGCUUUUCUCGAACAAAAACGUCUUAGAAAAAAGGACCUCUUGACCAUUGUGAAUUACGUGUAAUCGAGUUUAUAUCAAAUGUAUAGAUUUG